Eucalyptus grandis is the source of this 1416-nucleotide messenger RNA. RefSeq names its product cytochrome P450 716B1. NCBI's taxonomy places the organism in Eukaryota, Viridiplantae, Streptophyta, Magnoliopsida, Myrtales, Myrtaceae. Gene Ontology annotation, biological process: sterol metabolic process. Gene Ontology annotation, molecular function: iron ion binding; heme binding; monooxygenase activity. The record is from RefSeq and is a predicted model, not a curated record.
AUGAACAUUUUGGUCACUUUUCUUCUCUUUCUUUUGCCAUUUCUCUUUCUGUUAAGCUGGAGAAGAAGAGGAUCAUCAAGAAAAAUACCUCCGGGAUCAUUGGGAAUACCCAUAAUAGGCCACAUCAUCAGCAUGCUCCAAGCCAUGAGGACAAACACAGAAUAAUGGCUCCGAGAAAGGGUGAGGAAGUAUGGACCAAUCUCGAAGCUCACUCCCUUCGGCAAACCGACAGUGUUCAUUCACGGACCCACAGCAAACAAGUUUAUAUUCUAUGGAGAGAGCAACAUGCUUGCCAACAAGCAGCCAUCAUCCUUCUAUGCGAUUUUGGGAGACUGCAGUCUGUUUGAACUCAGUGGCCAAGAUCAUAGAUGUAACAUUAGAGAGUCUCUCAUGUCAUUAUUGAGACUAGAAUCGCUGAAGCAGUACAUGGGAAAAAUAGAUGAAGAAGUCAGGAAGCACAUCGAGUUGCACUAGCAAGGAAAGGAAAAAGUUGCAGCAUUGCCCCCGAUGAAAAUUCUUACAUUUAACAUCAUAUGCGUUCUCCUCUUUGGUAUGGAGUAAGGAGCUGAAAGAGAGAAAUUCUUGGAAAACUUUCGAAUGGUAGAGGGAAUGUGGUCCAUACCAGUGAACCUGCCAUUCACACACUACAAUCGGAGCCUCCGUGCAAGCUCCAAGGUCCAAGAUAUGUUGAAGGAACUUGUACAAGAGAAGAAAGUGAAACUAGUGUAGCACACUGCAAGCCCCCAUCAAGACUUAAUCAUGUGCUUCUUAAGUAAGCAAAAUGAAGAAAAUGAAUGAGUUGUCAUUGACAAGGAAAUUCUGCACAAUAUCACACUUGUCAUGAUUGCUGGACAUGAUACCUCAUCCAUACUUAUAACUUUUGUGUUGCGUCUUCUAUAUAAGAAUCCUGCUGUUUAUAAAGCAGUUCUUCAAGAACAAGAAGAGAUAGCAAGAAGUAAGACUUCAAGAGAAUCUUUAACUUGGGAAGACCUUGCCGGGAUGAAGUACACAUGGAGAGUAGCGAUGGAAACUCCAAGGAUGGUUCCGCCUGUUUUUGGUGGCUUCAGGUUAGCUUUAAGGGAUAUUGACUAUGGUGGGUACCACAUUCCUAAAGACUGGUAGGUCUUUUGGGCAUUGAACAUGACACACAUGGAUGAGAGCAUAUUCCCGGAGCCAUCAAAGUUUGAUCCUGCUAGAUUUGAAGACUAGAAGUCAAUACCGCCCUACAGCUUUAUUCCUUUUGGAGGAGGGUCUCGUUUAUGCCCAGGAAACGAAUUUGCGAGGAUCGAAACCCUUGUUGAAAUCCAUUAUCUAGUCACUCAGUACUGGGAGUUAUGUUAAGAUGAUCAUUACAUUAGGGACCCCUUGCCAAUUCCAACUCGAGGAUUAUUGCUCUGGAUUGUGCCAAAGAUAUAG